CUCGGCCGCUCCGGCCCCGGUGCGGCGCCGCGGGCCGUGUCCCCCGCGCAGGCGCAGGGCGGGCGGUGCCGGGCCGGGCUGGCGGCGAGCGGUGGCCCCGCGCGGGGCGGGCUGUGCGCGCUGGGGGGGCUGCCGGCCGCGGGCAAGAGCUCCCUGGGCCGCGCGCUGCGGCCGCGGCUGCGCUGGGGCUGCGCCGUCCUUUGCUACGACAGCCUCCUGGCGGGCGGGCCGGAACCGCGGCCGCCCCGCGCGCCGUCCCACUGGAAGCAGAGCCGUCAGGAGCUGCUGCAGUGCGUGGAGCGCAUCGUGCGGGCGCUGCUUGGCCUGUCCCCGCUGCCCGGCCCCGGCCCACAGCCCACCUGGGAGCGCGUGCAGGCCGCCUGCCGCGAGCAGGGGCUCCUCGCCAACAGCGGUGCCGGGGAUGGCUGCGUCCUCACACCCGGAGACACCACUAGGCCGUUCUACCUCAUCCUGGACGACAACUUCUAUUACCGGAGCAUGAGAUACGAGGUGUACCAGCUGGCUCGCAAAUAUUCAUUGAGCUACUGCCAGAUAUUCUUGGAUUGUCCACUCGAGUGCUGCUUGCAGAGAAACCGUCUAAGAAGCCACCCAGUAGCUGACGAGACGAUAUGUUUAAUGGCAAGAAAGAUAGAAAUGCCGGAUGUCAAGAAAAACGCAUGGGAACGGAACAGCCUCAUCCUGAGAAGUGCUGACGGUGCUUUGGAGGAUGACAAGCAGAUCAUUGUUUUGCUGGCCUCCGCGCUGGAAAACCCCAUGAAGCCAAACGAGGAGAACACUGAGCAGAAGGAUGCGGAUCGAGCAGCCUGUGCAGCCAGCGCUGUCCAUCGGGUGGAUCAGGCCUGCAGGCGCAUCGUCUCCCUGGCGAUGAAGGACGCAAAAGAUCACAACAUCCUCCCGAGCGCGAUGAAGAGCCUGGCAGAAGAACUGAACAGACUCAAGGCAGAAUUUUUGGAAGACUUGCGGCAAGGAGAUAAUCUGAAAAAACAAACUUGCACAGAGGAUAAACACUUGGACCCUGCUGCCAGCGUCAUUCCCUCAUUCCAAAACAAGGCAACGACUCUAGUUAAUAAAUAUAUUUUAAAAUAAUGA
Messenger RNA from Cuculus canorus (common cuckoo), 1110 nucleotides. It is a transcript of the gene PSTK, whose product is annotated as phosphoseryl-tRNA kinase. Gene Ontology annotation, molecular function: kinase activity; tRNA binding. NCBI's taxonomy places the organism in Eukaryota, Metazoa, Chordata, Aves, Cuculiformes, Cuculidae. The annotation marks the transcript as partial. The transcript is spliced from 6 exons. The record is from RefSeq and is a predicted model, not a curated record.